Gloeophyllum trabeum ATCC 11539 is the source of this 591-nucleotide messenger RNA. RefSeq lists its product as uncharacterized. Lineage: Eukaryota; Fungi; Basidiomycota; Agaricomycetes; Gloeophyllales; Gloeophyllaceae. The record is from RefSeq and is a predicted model, not a curated record. Bases 188 to 367 code for a protein of 59 amino acids. The transcript has 2 exons.
UCGAGUAGCAUUCCUGAUAUCAACCGAGUCAUACAGGUCUCCUCUGCAUUUUCAAUAUCACGUCUCGGGGACGUCUCCGAACGCACUUGAGUCCGGGCACAGACAUCCUCUACUUAGACCGACUCCCGUCUCCCGAGGACUUCAUCUUACGAUGCCGCCGGCAACGCUUGUGCAACGCGCUUGCAGUAUGGCAUUGACUCAACCUCCACCUUCACCGUGUACGUCCACCCUGGCAGGCACUUUCUCCUUGAUUCCGGCCAUACCCCGUCUACGUCGGACUCCUGGGUUGCCUCAAUCCCUACUUACGACGCCACACGAGUCGCAGUCAUACCUUGGCUGGUCAGAAUCGGAAAUGCUAGCUGCAUGAGCGAGUAACCUGUUUUGUCUAUAGCCUGAUAUGUGGUGCGAUGCCUCUCCACGUCAGCUCGACCGGUCUCGCACUGUCAGCAUGAGGAAUCGAUGUCUUUGUACUCAGAGGUCCCGUUUGCUGCGGUGCAGGCUGUUCCUUGUCGCGCCCGUCGGCGAGGCAGUCCUUGACGUCGAAGACCGUUGCGUGUUCUGACUUCACUUACCCCUUGGGAUACUCCGCCU